Paramormyrops kingsleyae is the source of this 2830-nucleotide messenger RNA. RefSeq names its product post-GPI attachment to proteins factor 2. Gene Ontology annotation, biological process: GPI anchor biosynthetic process. The record is from RefSeq and is a predicted model, not a curated record. Gene Ontology annotation, cellular component: endoplasmic reticulum membrane; Golgi membrane. NCBI's taxonomy places the organism in Eukaryota, Metazoa, Chordata, Actinopteri, Osteoglossiformes, Mormyridae.
GGUUAACCUCUGAUCAAUAAUGAUAUAUUCAUAUGAGUAACAUACGAGCUGUGGACAGGACCAAAAUCUGUAGUUUUACCUAAAUCCUUGUGAAGUACCCAGUGUUAAAAUAAUUUCACUCCAUUUUUUUUGUUUAAUAUAUACUACAUAAAUGGUUACUGCUUUGCCCAGAUUUACGUUGCAUUUGAAAUCAUUCUGCAGCGUUUCAUUUUGGCCGCAUGUCUCUUUAAAUCUGGGACGGCCUUCGGUUAUUUCCGGUUCUGUGAUAUCUGGAUGGAUACGUGUAAAGCGAACCUACAGCUGGGAUCAUCCUAAUAAUUCUGAAUCCAUGUUCUCCGCGCAGCUGUUUUUUGCUUAAUAGAAUACUGAGAAGGGCUAUGAUUGACUUCGAUCUCGCUGAGGAGUGAUUCCAUGUGAAAGCUGUGGCUUUUCGUUGUCAUUUCGGGAUAUCGCUGUCUUUUCUGCGCUCUCUUUACCGUUAUGUUUGGGCAGUCUGAGCACGCUGGUCCAGUCCCCGCAGACCCGGUGCACUCCGGACUCGCGUUAGCGCUGCGCCAAAGCUGAUCGCGCCGAAGCCGCCUCUCCGCUCUUCUUUCUACCAAACUACAGCCCAGCAGAUCCCGCAGGUGACGCAACGCAGCCUACGAUGCUCCAGGGACCCUAUGCCUCAGACCGAGACAAAGUCCUUAUCCGGUUCCCUUUCCACUUGUUCGCCGUGGGCACAGUUUUCCUGGCACUCGGGGGCUUGAUUUCCUGCGUUUUAAUCUCCGUCUUUUAUAAUUAUUCCGAUGCCACUAACACCCACUGCAAGGUGCCAAACUACCUCCCCUCCAUCAGCGCCUCCAUCAGCCUGGCGCCAGAGCGCUACAUUUGGCGCAUCUGCAUCGGCCUGCACUCCGCCCCUCGCAUCCUGUUGGCGGUGGCCUACUUCAAUCUGUACCGGAUCCACUUCGCCAAGCGGUGUUUGGAGUGGUGCCUGGCUUUAGUGGCCCUGGCCUGCGUACUGGCCGAGAAUCUGGGACUGCUGCUACUCACCUACGUGUCCUCCACUGAGACCUACAAUCUGCACCGGGAUGGUUUCGUCAUGUUCAUCAGCUGCUCACUUGUCCACAUGCUGAUCACUUGCUGGCUCUGGAGGGUGAUUGACCGUUAUUCCCUCACCGCUGAGGAAGGGACCUCGCGCUACUGGAAGCUCCGCCUCCUUCUGUCCAGCUUGAUUGCCUGUGUCUGUGCAGCGUACUUCUACUGGCGACACAACAAAUACUGCGAGCCGGGAGUAUACACCUGGUUCGCCUUCUCCGAGUACAUGAUCGUGCUAUUCAACAUGGCCUUCCACACCACAGCCUACUGGGAUUUCAGGGGCAAGGAGAUGGUGAUCGCCACUGUGCCGGAGGACAAGCGCUUCUGACAGGGGAACCGAGGAAGAGCAGGCAGCGGAGCCAACUCCUCCUCCUCCUCUUCCUCCUCACACUCCCCACAGAAAGGUGGCAGGUACCCUGAUGGGUGGCCAGGGGAACAACUCUUCCACAUUUUCCCUUGAGGAGGGACAGCCUUUUAUCUGCUCCCAGCCGACGGGAGAGCAGGAGCGGCGCUUGGAGUGAGGUGGAGGUCCUCUGCAUCAUUUGGGUGGGAGGGGCCAGCUGUUGCCAGGAAACCAAUGUCCUAGUUGGGAAGUGGGUGAGGGAAGCCUAAUGCAACGAACCUUAGUCUCUGAGAGGGGCUUGUGGUCACCAACUGACAGGAAUAUGCCCCCGCUGUCAGUGUCCUUGUGUGCUUGCCCUGGUUCUACCCUUGGCCUUGUCGUUCCUGGAAUUUCCUCUUUCCUGACAGGUUCCGGUUGCCAUAGUAACAGAAGACUCCAUGUCUGCGGAUGGCUUCCUCUGCUGAUGUGCUUUUAUAACAGAGGCGUGCCUGCGUGCUGUCAGUCACUUUCUGGUCUCAGCCAACAUUUCUGCUCAUUAAAGACUGGCGCUGAAUGAAAAAAUGACACAAUCGGCCUCCUUCAAAUACAAACGUGCUUCUCACAAGAAUAUCAACUGGUGGACUUUCCAGAAUCGAACACACCAGCAAGUUCGGGUGAAAAUUUUAAAAAUCAUGACAAGUGUAUAACUCGACUGAAUAGAACACUGCACUGCCGCUUAGUUUUAGCACAAUUGUGUCUUUAUGUUUAGUGAUUAUUUAUUUUGGUGUAAUUCUGUGAAACUCAGGAAACAUUUUAUUAGUCUUUGAAUUCAGUGACAAUUUUAGACACCUUUUAAAAGGGAAGUUGGUUUCAGGGCCGCCUGUCUGCCGCGUCUAGCUGGUGCCCUCAGUAUUAACAUCAACUUUCUCUGCUGCCAACGUGCUCCGUGGACCAGGAGGAUAUCAGCUUCUGCUUCCGCAUCACCUGCUCCAGUGUCACACGCUAACUGGUUGACGUCCUGCGAUUGAGCUGUGCUGCCAUACGAUAUUUCUGUGACAUCGGGGGGACUUUCACAGCUCACGCCUAGCAGGAGCUGUUCUCUAAUGUAUAUUGCCAGCUUGGGUGUUGUGAUAGAUGUAUAUUUCUCUUGCAAAUAGGUACGCCUAUUGGGGUAAUGCAUACUUUUAUGUAAAUGCAGCUGAGCAACUGUUCAAAAUUGAAAUGAAGGUUACGGGGUGGAUGGUUGUACGUCCAGACCGCUUAGAUACCCCUUAGCUAUGUAUAUCUGAGGAUACCCUGAAUCUCACAAGUAGACUUUAAGUAAAUGCUAAAGUCAGGCCGCUGGCCUGCAGAGUAUAACUGUUUCCAUGGCAACACUGGAAUCUUUUACAAAGGGUGUUUCUCAAUAUUAAAAAUGCAAAGAUCGUA